AUCCUCCUCAGAUCCCCCCCAGAAACUGUAUCAUGCAGGCACUUGCACCGGAUACUGCCGUCUUUGGACAACCUCCACACCUUUCCUCCCCAACCUGCUCCGCCUGCUCCUCUCCCUCGCUCUCUCCGAAAUCUCCCUCCUCUUUUCCACAUUCCUCUCCCCCAACCAGCUCGACAGGCCUUUCGCGCACACACCGAGUACUGUUCCCUGCAAUCCCCCGGGCACCGGCCAAUACAGUACGGUAAUCAAAUACCACCAGUACUUUUUAGCUUGCCGGGAAAUUUAGAAAGUACCCAGGCAAGGUGAGGCACCAAUCAAUUCUAGGGUGUUUGGAUGCUUUGUGAGUUGCCAAGUAGUUGACCUGCGUGAACAUGCCAUCCCCCUGUUGACGGUACAGCUUUAAUGGUAACGGUUAGCUGUGCUCACUGCAAGCCACAGCGCCGUGCGUACCCACAACCACGUAACCGGGCGGGAGCGAAAACGAGAAUACCAGAGUGCUAGCAACUCACGUUGGCGGUGAGCGUAAAGUAUAUCAUAUGGGAAGGCGGAGCGGAUGAGCGGGAGGGUAUUAUGCUAUUAUGCUUAUCUUGAGUGGUAGGGCUUCUGUCUCGAGGGAUCAGUAACAGGUAAUUCCGGGAGAGGAAGAGAGAAAGCGAAAAAAAGGAAGUAACAGCCCCCCACCCCACCCCGAGAUGUAAUGUCAACAGUGCUGGUACCAGCACAAACGGUGAUUACCUUCUUGAUGAUUGGGAUACGAAGAUUGCACCGCAGCAGUGCUUUUAUGGUAUCGCACGAUCGGGAGGUCGAGCCCUGUGGGGGGGGGAAGGAGAUUUUGGGUUAGUUAGAUUGGACUGGCAAGGUGCAGACCAGUAUGCUGCUAUGCGGUGCUUUCCUUCUCCACACCGGCACCUCCCCUCUGCCGCGAGUAAUUGACGAUUAGCACUUUCUUCCCCGACACCCCUACCGUACUGUAUCCUAGCAUCAUACGCAUGGUCUGGGGAUGUUUGCUGCCCGAGUAGCGGUAUACUCGGAUGAUUUGAAGCCGGCGGUUUGUGAUUGAGAGUGGGCGCAUUGGUAGGGGAUAAGAGGGGCAGAUAGGGAUAUAAGAAUCCCCCUCCUCCCUGAAGUUUACCUGGAAUCGCUAUCUUCUGUGCUACGACGAUAACAAGCCUUUCCUUCUUCACCAUCACCAUCCUCUUCUUCUGAGGGAUAAACAAAGCGAUCACCAUGAUUACUCCUUCGGAAGUCACUACUUUUGCCAGCGACUUGGGCGUCCCGGCUACCGGUUUGCAGAAGAUUAGUGAGUAUGGGCUUGCUUCUGGGAGCCAGGGGAUCUGGCAAGGCAUUGCGGUGUUGAUUCUCACUCUACUAUUCCCUAACAAAACGUUGUUGCCGGAUAUGCCUGGGUAUAACGCCAGUAUGAGUAUUAAUUGGUGAGUCCGACCUCCCCCUGCCCGGGUUGUUUGGUUGAUCGAGUGAGCGAGCAUGGCGCUAAUACGGCGGAAUCGGGAUAGGUCCAUGAGAGCAUGGUUGCCCCCUCAAGCGAUCUUCAUGCCGACUUCGGCACAAGAUGUAGCAAAGUCGGUUAAAAUCAUCAAUUUCUUCUCCGUGCCAUUCGCGGUGCGCUCCGGGGGGCACACCCCCUUCCCCGGGAGCGCGAGCAUCUCCGACGGAAUCCUCAUUUCUCUUCAGAACCUUACCGCCCUAGAGCUCUCGGAAUCAAAGGAUCUUGUCUCCGUCGGCCCAGGGAAUAGAUGGAUCAGGGUCUACGACUUCCUAGCACCUCACAACCUCGGCACUGUCGGUGGCAGAGUCCCUAGCGUCGGCAUCGGCGGCUUAACCACUGGAGGCGGAAACUCCUACUUCUCAACCGGCCAUGGAAUGGCGUGUGAUAAUGUCGCCAGCUUCGAAGUUGUCAUCGCGGACGGGAGCAUCGUCACGGCAUCUGCUGCGGAGAAUAAGGAAUUGUUCUGGGCUCUCAAGGGCGGGAGCAAUAACUUUGGGAUUGUCACUCGGUUCAACUUGUUCACCAUCCCGAUUCCCAAUGGGAAAGUCUGGGGCGGGAACACGAUUUUCUUGCCUCAGCAGUUCAACCGCGUUACCGAUGCGAUUGCCGAGUAUCAGAAGAAUGGCCAAUUGACUGACCCUGAUGCGGCGAUCAUCCCUAGCAUGUCCUACCAAGGGCAGGGCAAUUCGAGCGCUUUCAUGGUGACUGUUUUUCAUGCUAGCGGCCAGAAGCCGGCAUCCCUGGACCCUAUCUUCAAUAUCGGCCCCGUGGCCGACAGUAGCAGACAGAUGACCUUGCCAGAAAUAGCGAGGGAGGCUGGCGGUGGGGAAGCUGGUGCUAAUCAACCUCCAUUUCGGUGUGUGCGCUCUCUUCACGUAAAUGACCUGAAGAAUCAUCCGACUUCUAAUAAUUGUGGUGUUGUCUAGAUAUGACUUCCGAACCAUAAGCAUCAGCGUCUCCUCGGAAUUCUACCGCGAGAUCGUCGCCCUCUUUCAACAGACCUACACGACGAAUACCACCCUCUCCUCCAUCCCUGGCUACCGCAUAACCCUAACUUUCCAGCCCGUCGCCGCAUCAACCGUGAAACACGGCAAGACUCGCGGCGGAAAUGCAAUGGGUAUAUCGGAGAAGGCUCAGACAUGGCUGUGCUUGACAUCCGGCUGGGUGCUCCCAUCCGACGACCAGGUCAUGCUCCCGCUUAGCAUUAGCUUCAUCAAGCAGAUCGAGGACCUGGCGAAGGCUAAGGGCCUGUUCGAGCAGUAUUUGUUCCUCAAUGAUGCUGCUAUCGAUCAGGAGGUUAUCGCUAGCUACGGAGAUGCGCAGGUGAAAGAAUUAAAGAGGGUUUCCCAGAAGUAUGAUCCCAAGGGAGUGUUUCAAAAGUUGGUAAAGGGAGGGUUUAAGUUGCCUUAGCGGCGUUAAUAAUGUAAUACUGUAUUUAUCAUAGUCUUUGGGUUGCUGGGUAGCAAAUUAGGGUUUCAUUGAAUAGCAUUAAUAUUAUAUCCUCGUUUAUUCUGCU
Molecule: messenger RNA, 3023 nt
Organism: Tuber aestivum (summer truffle)
Lineage: Eukaryota; Fungi; Ascomycota; Pezizomycetes; Pezizales; Tuberaceae
Source: the annotation of a GenBank genome assembly